AUGUACCUGCAGCGAGUGGCGGCGACGACGGUUCAGGUUCAGAGAGGGCACCAGAACCCGAAGCGACGCCGAGAAGUUCCUUGA
Molecule: messenger RNA, 84 nt
Organism: Ectocarpus siliculosus
Lineage: Eukaryota; Phaeophyceae; Ectocarpales; Ectocarpaceae
Source: the annotation of a GenBank genome assembly